Paramuricea clavata is the source of this 3849-nucleotide messenger RNA. NCBI's taxonomy places the organism in Eukaryota, Metazoa, Cnidaria, Anthozoa, Malacalcyonacea, Plexauridae. The record is from the annotation of a GenBank genome assembly.
AUGAGCUCUCCUUUAGCUCAUUCGCCACCUCUUCCCGGCGACCGACCUGCUAAGGAACGCUUCAGCUGCGGCACAUGCGAAAAAACUUUCAAGAACUUGAAAACCCGCCAUACGCACAUUGUGAGAUACACCCAUGAACUCUCCCAUGUCUUGGAAAUAUCUGUUCCUUUUUUUCUCAACUUACGGAAGCAAGUAAUCAAGUGCCCUGUGUGUCCGUUCAAGGCGAAACAAGCGAAGUCUCCCAGAAGUUUUGUCACCCACUUCUCCCGCCAUGGCAGCUGGUAUAACCUCACCAUCGCCUACACGUGCUCUGUCUGCAUGGAAGUCAUGACGCUAGAUGAAGUCCAGGACCAUCUUGAACUACACCGUACAAACCGCCUCCCACUUACUCCUACCGCCUCCAAUCCUCUUGACCAAGCCUCCCAGCAUCCAGUUGCAACGAGCCCAUCCACGAAUGAUACCUUUUCCACCUCAGCUACCUCCUCACCUCCGUCAUCCCUGCCACUCUCCACUCCACCACCUACUUCCCCAGCCUCCUUGAACUCACAGUCCCUACCAGACACCCAGAACCCUAUGUCUCCCAGUGCUCUGUCCCCUCCAAGUUUUUCUCCUCCACCCGAAACCAAUGCCACACUCAUGCGUCGGUUCCUUGAAGCCUGUGGAGAUGCUCCUGUCCCUUUGGCACCUUCUGCACCUGUGAACCCAUCAACUCCACAUCCUGCUAUCCCCCCACUGAUGGCCAACAUCAUUACAACCCCUACACCGAACCUUCCUAGUACCCGUCAACCAGCCCCAGCAACAACCAAUCACCCGCCAGUCACUUCCCGUCCAAGAGCUGCUGAUUUCUUUGACAUUCCUCCUCCCUCCAUGGAAGAUAUUACCGAACCUGAUCAAGAUACCACUCCCCCACCUCGUCCCCAAUCACUUCCAUCUGCUAACUCACCUAGCCAAACCGUCACACCACCAGCCCAGAGCAAUCAGUCCGUGACACCACCAGCCCAGAGCCCUGUUAUCGAGGAUCCUUCCACAGCUUCCUUCCCCACUUCCCAAACCACCACGUCUCUGCACGAUUUCCGCCAACGUUACAAGCUCGAGUUUCAAGAAGACAUGGACUUCCAUGACUUUGAGAGACUCACCCAGCAGUUCACCACAGAAGCAGUUGACCUCGCUCGUACCUUGUCCUCUCAGCAACGCCCUCGUCCAGCUCCACGUCGCCCUGACCGCCCAAGUGCUCGCCCCCCCAUUGACCGUCGUCGCCCUCUCUCAGCUGACCCUACUGCUGCCAAACGCCUCCAACAUCUGUAUCGCAUUUCGAAGAAGCGUGCUGCCCGGAAAGUCUUUGGAGAUGAAAGCCCUGGUUAUGAUGGAUCCAUUGAUGAUGCCACGGAGUACUUCACUCGAACCUUUGGCCCUCGAACCUGUGACACUACCCACCUGCUCGAAGAGUUAUCCUCGUUCGUUCCAUCUGUGGAUUCUGACCAAUCCUUGUUCUCUCCUCCAUCUCCAGAAGAACUCUCAACCAAACUGAGAUCCAUGUCCAACUCUGCACCUGGCAAAGACCGCCUGGAAUAUCGUCACCUGCGUCUCCUUGACCCUAAAUGUGAAAUCCUGGCUGAGAUGUUCCGCCACUGUUUCCUCGCCAAAGAUGUGCCCUCCGAAUGGAAGUCAGCAACCACAAUAUUAAUCCAUAAGAAGGAAGACACCUCGGACGCAAGCAACUUUCGCCCUAUCGCUCUCAUGUCCUGCCUUUACAAAUUGCUCAUGGCUGUUCUGGCAAAACGAAUCACCUCCUUCUCCCUCCAACAUGACCUCCUCUCCAGUGAGCAGAAGAGUGCCCGCCCAAGUGAGGGCUGCUAUGAGCAUGCGUUCCUGCUUGAGUCAAUUGUCAACGACGCUAGACGGCAACCUCGACCCCUCUGCAUCGCCUGGCUAGAUGUCCGCAAUGCCUUUGGCAGCAUCCCACAUUCUGCUCUCCUGGCCACCCUCUCGCACAUGGGUUUUCCUCCAGACCUGGUGGAGAUGAUUGGCAAGAUAUACACUGGUGCUACCACUGAAGUAGUAACUCCGCUCGGCAAGACACCCUCCAUCCCCAUCCACUCUGGCGUCAAGCAAGGCUGCCCCCUCAGUGCCAUCCUUUUCAAUCUCUCUGUGGAACUGAUUAUACGCAAGUGCAACGCAAAGGCCCAAACCCUCUCCCGUGGACCCCUCAAGCACCAUGGAUGCUCCAUCUCCAUUCUUGCAUAUGCCGACGACCUUGUUAUACUGGCCCGCACCAAAGAGUCCCUCCAAUCCCUCCUCGAUGCUGUCUCCUCAGCUGCUGACUCUCUCCACCUACAAUUCCGACCGGAUAAAUGUGCGAGUCUCUCUUUGAACAAGCGUGCUCCACGUAUCUGUGCCAAUGAUUUCCUCAUCCAAGGUGAAUCCAUCAAUGCUCUGAGCCAAGAAGAUCACUACCGCUACCUGGGUGUCCCCAUUGGCCUCAUACCCAACAUCACCGACCUCCAAAAGCUCGUUGACGACCUAACCAGUAAGCUUGAGAAGAUCGAGACAUCCCUGCUCGCACCUUGGCAGAAACUCGACGCGAUCCGUACCUUCAUCCAACCAUGCCUCACCUACGCCCUCCGAUCAACCGACCCCACUACUAAAUCCCUUCAAUCUUACCGAUCCCAACUGAUUAAAACUAUCAGAACUGUCUGCUAUCUUCCUACCCGUUCCACAACCCACUAUGUCUUUGCCUCCAAGCAAUCUGGUGGCCUUGGCUUCACUGAUCCCACCCGCGAAAAUCAUCUGCAAACGAUUGUCCAAGCCAUCAAAAUGCUUGCUUCCCAGGAUCCCACCGUUUCCGCUAUUGCCAAGUCAGAACUCAGACAAACUGUACGUUUCGCAGCCCAGUCCGAUCCCACACCCUCACUCAUAUCCAAUUUCCUCUCCAAUGCUCCAGAUCGCCGCCUGGAAUCCAUUCGCUCCCGCACCGGCUCCCUAUGGACUCAAACCCGCAAUGCCACCAGGACCAUCAAAAUCACCAUCAACGUCCCUGCUACUGGCCCACCCUCCAUCUCUGCUACCGACUACGCUGACGAAAUUGCCGCCAAGGACGUGUGCCGUUUUCUUCACAAUCUAGAACGUGAGAAUUCUGCAAAAUCAUUACGCGACCUCCGCGACCAAGGCAAAGUUCCACGCUCCCUCUCAAAUGACAAAUUUGGAAAUGGCUCUAACUGGCACUUCACUGGCCUCAAUAUGAGAUUCAAAGACUGGCGAUUCAUUCACUGCGCUCGCCUCAACUGCCUCCCCAUCAAUUCUGUAAAGCACCGCUGGUCUGACACAAGUCCUUCCUGUCGCCACUGUGAACAUGAUGAAACCCUCCCACAUGUCCUCUGCCACUGCACUCCAAAUAUGCCAGCAAUCACCACCAGGCACAACAAGAUAGUAGAUCGCCUCACCAACGCUGUUCGCCAUGGCUCGAUCUCCACCGACCAAACCGUCCGCAAUAGUGGCUCACCUGUACGCCCCGAUAUUGUUAUAGAGAAUGAUAACCAAGUAACCAUUAUCGAUGUGUGCUGCCCUUUUGAAAACGGCGAGGAAGCCUUGGAUGAAGCUGUUGCCCGCAAGGAACUUAAGUACCUUCACCUUCAAACCCACUUUGAAUCCCAAGGCAAAUCCUGUGAAGUAUUUGGCUUUGCGAUCGGCGCACUUGGCACCUGGCACCCUGGCAACGAACGAGUCCUCUCUGCACUUGGCAUGUCACCUCGGUACAAAAAUCUUUUCCGCAAAUUGUGCUGCACUGACGUUAUCCAAGGGUCCACGGACAUCUAUCGCCAACAUCUUGGGUGUGACGAUGUCCUUCCUUAA